This is a messenger RNA of Prorocentrum cordatum, 1047 nucleotides long. The record is from the annotation of a GenBank genome assembly. Lineage: Eukaryota; Dinophyceae; Prorocentrales; Prorocentraceae.
GCACCACGCGCAGCACUCCCACUUUUACCCGCGACGACGGGGGGGUCUGUGCGGAAAGAGGAGGAGGCAGGAGGUGGAGCAGCAGGAGGACGACGAGGAAGGAGGAAAGGCAGGGGAGGGGGGGGUGCUGGCCCUCGCGCUCAGAGCUCCGCCUUCCUCGCCGCCCGCCCGGCCUCCGCCGAGGCGGCGUCGUCGAAGACGGGCCGCCCGCCGGGCCGCAGCCCCGGGUUCGCCAGCCGCGCCUGCGGCGCCUCCCGUUCGAGCCGGGCGACGUCCUCCGCGGUGAGGAUGGGCCUGGGCCAGGAGCGGCGCGCGUGCUGCACGAGCACAGGGCCUGAAAUCGAUGUUGCUGCUGAUCCGCGACGGGGUCACCGACUUCGGGACCACCACGGCAUCCUGGGUGAUGAGAAAGUUGAGCAUCACCUGCGCGGGGGUCAGCCCCGACUUCGCCGCGAUCUCCGUGAUCAACGGGCUGGACAUGCCGUCCAGCUUCUCUGCGUACAGCGCCGGAUUCCCCAGCGGCGAGUAAGCGACCAGCGCCACCCCCCGGUCUUGCAUGGCCCGCCGCAGCUCUGGCUGGUGCCAGAACACGUGUAGCUCGACUUGGUUCACGGCCGGGGCCUCCAUCCCCACGGAGAUCAGCUCGUCGAUCUCGGACGGCUGAAAGUUGGACACCCCGACGGAGCGCACCUUCCCGGCCCGCUUCUGGCCGACGAGCGCCCCCCAGGCCUCGGAUGGGGAGGUCGGAGAGGACGUAGUUGCCGUCCGAGCCCCGAGGCCGCAUGGCGUUGUCGGUGCCAGCGAAGCGCUCAGGGCAGCUCGGCGGGCACCCGGCGGGGGGCCUCUCGAGCGGCACCGGCCAGUGCAGCAGCAGCUGGUCGACAUGGUCCAGGCCGACUCCCGCAGGAUCCGGUCCACGGCAGCCGGCAGGUCCUCCUGCCGGUAGUCGACCAUCCAUAUCUUGCUGGCCAGGGAGCCAGGCACGAGCCGCACGCAGCAUGGGCCAGAUGCUCGUUCUGGGACCUUCCUGGAGCCACUCACUCUACG